AUGCUUCAAAAGCAGGCCAUGAUGCAGCGGAUGCAGCAGAAGCAGAAGGAAGCCGUUGAAGGCCACACGGACGACUCCACUGCGGAGGACUCGGAAGUCUGGCAGUGUGCCACGUGCAGAGAGGCGGGCUCACAGGAGAAUCCCCUGGCCAUGUUGGCUGCAGUUGGCGAAUUCCGUGGUCGCUCGCAUCAUUUGGGGGGUCAUCCAGGCUUCCGUCGCUUCACCUCCUGCCGACACAUGGUGCACAUCAGCUGUGGACAGCGACAUGCCCUGGACGGACAGAGCCAGGCAGCAGCGUUGCGGCGCUUCUCCUUCUACAACAUCGAGGGUGGAGAAUUCGGCUGCCCCAUGUGCCGCUCAGUGGCCAACUGUUUGGUGCCUUGUGUGCCAGACAAGGAACUCUUUGAAUCACCGUCCUUCUGGGACGAGGC
Messenger RNA from Cladocopium goreaui, 431 nucleotides. Lineage: Eukaryota; Dinophyceae; Suessiales; Symbiodiniaceae. The record is from the annotation of a GenBank genome assembly.